Lasiodiplodia theobromae is the source of this 699-nucleotide messenger RNA. RefSeq names its product Dj-1 family protein. The transcript has 3 exons. The record is from RefSeq and is a predicted model, not a curated record. Lineage: Eukaryota; Fungi; Ascomycota; Dothideomycetes; Botryosphaeriales; Botryosphaeriaceae. The coding region runs from base 1 to 699 and encodes 232 amino acids.
AUGCUAAACUCUCAAGGUCCCGUCAAUUUUGGCGUCCUGCUCUUUCCUACCUUCCAGGCUCUCGAUGUUUUCGGUCCACUCGACGCCCUGAACAUCUUAUCCUUGAGUCACCCAAUUAAUCUCGCCCUCAUCGCCGAAACCCUCGACCCAGUCAACACUGCGCCAAUCAGCCCGUCCAUGAACAUGUUCAACAGCAACUUCUCCGAAUCCGUUCUCCCGACGCACACCCACGACACCGCGCCGCCUCUCGACGUCCUCAUCGUUCCCGGAGGCCUCGGCACCCGCGCCCCCGUCUCCCGCCUGCAACCCACCCUCUCCUACCUGGAAUCCGUCUUCCCAGACCUCUGCUACCUGAUCACCGUGUGCACGGGCGCCGGGCUCGCCGCGCGGACGGGAAUCCUCGACGGGCUGUCGGCCACGACCAACAAGCGGGCGUGGCACGAGACGACGGCGCUGGGGCCGGCCGUGAAGUGGGUGCCGCGGGCGCGGUGGGUGCGGUCCGACGAGAGCGGCGGCAAGGUGUGGAGCAGCAGCGGCGUGAGCGCCGGCGUCGACGCGACGCUGGCCUGGAUGGCUGAGGUGUUUGGCGAAGCCGUGGCCGACGAGGUGGCCGCCGUCAUGGAGUGGACGAGGGUGAGGGCUUGGUGGGACGAUCCGUGGGCCGGGCACUACAAUUUGACGGGGCAGACCAAGGGAUGA